Botrytis sinoallii is the source of this 636-nucleotide messenger RNA. RefSeq lists its product as uncharacterized. NCBI's taxonomy places the organism in Eukaryota, Fungi, Ascomycota, Leotiomycetes, Helotiales, Sclerotiniaceae. Gene Ontology annotation, molecular function: protein binding. The record is from RefSeq and is a predicted model, not a curated record. The transcript has a single exon. The coding region runs from base 1 to 636 and encodes 211 amino acids.
AUGUCUAUGUAUGACAAUACUUCUUGUAUUUGCCAAUUACAGCGUCAUUUAAUACAUUCUCCUCGAUAUCAAUACUUCAUAUUGGCAAUUGAAUUGCUUCUUCCCUUUUUCAAAACACUGUUGGACCGCCUCGAUGUCAUAAUUUCUCGGAGUAUACCUCCCGCACGCAAUUUGACAGUAUUAGACAAAUGGCGUUGGAAUGGUCUUUUGUGUACAGUCAAGAACGCUCUAAAGUUGUCCAAGAUAGAGGAAUUACCGAUGGAUAUCCUGCUUGAUAUUCUUGACCGAGUACCCAUCUCAUCAGCUGCUGCCUUUUCGAUUUGUAGUCCGCACAUCAAAAAACGAAUGAGAAAUCAAUAUCUCCAGCAUCUGAAUACCCAGCCUUAUCAAAAGCUACAUUUCUUAGAGCUCCUCGCCAAUCACUUGUCCAAUCAUGUUGUAUGCGAGCUAUGUCUCAUCAUUCACCAUGUAGACAACGCAGGAUCGUUGCAGUACUACAAGCGAUUUUAUGGCAAAUCUCAUUGGAAUCGCAUGCGUCGGAUUUCGAAAAAGAUUGAUUCACAACUUUUGUUGAUUGACAAAUUAUUACAACCCACCUACAGAGAGCGAGUUUUGACUCAGUUACUGGACGGAUAA